Penicillium longicatenatum is the source of this 2925-nucleotide messenger RNA. RefSeq lists its product as uncharacterized. The transcript has a single exon. Gene Ontology annotation, molecular function: metal ion transmembrane transporter activity. The coding region runs from base 1 to 2925 and encodes 974 amino acids. The record is from RefSeq and is a predicted model, not a curated record. Lineage: Eukaryota; Fungi; Ascomycota; Eurotiomycetes; Eurotiales; Aspergillaceae. Gene Ontology annotation, cellular component: membrane. Gene Ontology annotation, biological process: metal ion transport; transmembrane transport.
AUGUACAAGCGUCUAUCUAACAGCUCCGGCAACGCGCAAUUGUGCGAAAGAAUCCAUGAGACAUGCAAGGGUCACCUUGAGUGGGUCUUCGACCUUAAUCCCGAUGCAACUUGUUCUGCUAAUGUCUGGAUUGAUGGUAACUCCAUCGAGUUCACAGGUUUGACGGAUCUCCCGAGUGACAAUCCAGAUGCUAUGCCUUACCACAUUAUGAAGGCCAUAGAAUAUGUGGAGGUAUUCGACGAUCUGCACGAGAUGGCUUUUGUUUGCAGCAAAUUGUUAAAGCUGUGCAAGCAGUGGUUCUCGCGACUUAAAAGUACAAAGAACAUACGGACGCCAACCUGGCAGCAUACCGUGAGCUCAGACAUACCUAUAUAUCGCCUGAGCGAUCAUAUUUGGAUCUGGAGGACGCUCAAAGGUGUUGAAGAUUUGAUUUCUCAAGUAAAAUGGACGAGUGAUCAUUCUGCCAACGAUUACCCUCGACUUAAAGUUGUCCUAUUAGAGUUUCUGGAACUAGAACCCCUAAUUUCCACCCUGAAAGCUGAGAGAUUUCGGACCAGUGACUCAUGGUCUAUGACAGCAACGGACCAAAACACCAUUCCUUUCGACUCCGAAGAUAUUCGAAAGGAAACCCUCAAACGGUUUACCGUCAAGAACGAUGGUUUCAACCGACGCAUGCUGAGUGUCACUCGCAGCGCAAUCGAGACUCGGUUUUUACUACAUUCGCGUGAUACUGUACUGUGCUAUGGAAUCCUCUGGGGAUUUUAUGAAGGUCAGAGCGAGCUUCUGAAAGAGAUGUUAAAAAUUCAAAUAAAGCAUGAUGAUGAGCUAUGCGAUGAGGUAGCUUGGAAGGACCCCCUCCGCUAUGGACUGGCUCUUUUGCUGUCUCGUGAGCGUUGUCAGCUAGAAAGAAUGCAUUCGGCACAUACGAUCUAUCAACAUGCGAGAAAAGUCUUGUUGAAUUCAUCUUCAGCAAAUGGGCUUUUUCCCGGUCGGCUCAGCGAUGAUAAACAAGGAACAGUGUUCGAGGAGGAGAUUGAUCGUGAUCAUUAUUUUCACGUUGGAUUUGAGAUCCCUUACAUUUUAUUGCGAUGCACAUAUCCCAGCGAGACUCCACUUCUUUCCAAGGAAGACGAAACUUCCACUUCAUUUGAAUAUACGGAUACUAUACCUUUCACCCAUUCACAAGAGAUCUACAAUGAUUCGAGGCUUCAAAACGACCAAAGCCGUCAGAAUCAAAUUGGCGCACAACCACGGGUAGUAUCAACUAUGAUGAAAAAGCAGAAUCCCUACGCCGCAUUUUUCGACGUGAACAAAAUCGUGGAUGUCCAAGAUGAGUGGCUCUUCAAGGACCCCGAUUUCCUGGACUUCGUGCCUCCUCAGAACCCGCAAGAGAGAAAGACUAUAUCGGAAAGGGCCUGGGAGGCUUUCGGCCUAAGUGACUGUCCUGAUCUGUCAUGGGAAAAAGUGGAUAUUGCAGACGGUGAAAACACUAACACACUCUUUGAUUACUUUCUUCGGCGUCUGACUUUGAGAAAGACACUUCAAGGAGCAGAAGUAUCGGCGUUUGUUCUUGACAUCUGCAAAACCAGGAAGAAGAAGCUUCGGCCCUCUCAGAAAUCCUCGCUUUAUUGCAUACCAAUGGAGGACCACGAAUCGGGUUUCAAGUUUAUCUCACUGAGCAAGCGAAGACUUAAUAAAAGUAAAAAGCGAUUGAUAAACCUGAAAUUCCCUACUUGGGAUAUGGGUGUCACCUGUUAUCUCGCCACCCCAGAACGUGACAGGUCGAGCCUGGCGUCCUUCAUCCAAAGACAUGGAAACAUCAAAGCAAGCUUCUUCCAUGAUGACGUUAUGAUCGGGUUCAACACCUGGACUACAGAGUUUCAUUGUCGCUUUUACAGAGCAAUCAGGAAAGGGUCCCCCGAAUGGAAGAUGUUGGAAGCAAAGAAAUCUGUUGGGGGCGCAAAUGCACGAGCGGAGCUUCAAUGCAGCCGGAAACUGGGCUAUAAGCGAUGCCGAACGCUCGGAAACGGCUUCUAUAUCGUGGAUGAUGUUUUCAGCUUGCUUAUGGUGGGCGAUUGGUGCGAUCGAUACUGGACAUGUCAUGUCUUCGAGACAUCGACGACUAACAGUGGCCUGUUCGAAGAUAACUGGCGUGAAGACAAUCCGAGCUUCCCCCAAAGGAAAGUCCUUGAGCUCGUCUUGUUCAACCAUCUCCUAGGAAACGUCCACCGCAGCACUAAGGACAUUUUGAACAAGGUUGAACAAGAUCCACAAUCGAGCUCAUCUGAACCAAGCGAGGAGCUGUUUUCAACCACAAGUUUCAAGGACAAGAGACAAGAGCUACUUGAUGAAAUAUUCCAAGUACUUCGCAUCUUGAAAGACAGUAUCGAAGGCGUCAGGGGCUUGAUUGACGACUGGAAGCAGCGUGAGAGCUCUCAGGGGCGGGAAAGGCCACGCUGGACGCGCAGCGACGAGCAAAAGUAUCGCAAAGUCAUCCAAACACAGACCAAUGAGUUGGUCAAACAUGAUCGUGAAAUCAACCUUUUGCUUUCCAACAUCGAUUUUCUCAUUUCCUUGGUGAAUAAUGAAAAGUCCCUCAGUCAAGCCAGAGAUGUUACUCGCUUCACAUACGCCACUGUAUUCUUUCUGCCUGUGGGACUUGCGGUUAGCAUAUUCAGUAUGAGCGGUGCGCCGGAUCGAACAUCCAUUCUCCAAAUGAUAAUUACAGCAAUAGUUGCCUUGUCCGUCACUGUUGCUGUCCUUUGGUAUGUUAUGAAAGCCCCGAAUUCAAUGUACACCCGUGGCCUGAACAUCGGUGGGCUCGUGCAAGCUUUCAAACCGGAGCAAAUCGACGAGACGACCACCAAGGAUCGGAAGAUACGCGAUUCGGCGAGCACUGAUAUAGAGAAACCCCCCUACUUCUAG